AUGCCUACGGCCGUCCACGCAAAGCCCGCCGUGGCCAAGAAGGAACGCGUGGUUGGCUUCUACGAAGACCCCGUCAUCUCAUUCUGCCGUCCUGUAAACACUUCCGAGAGCUGGGCUGCCUACCACUUUGAGAUGCACGCCAGGAAGUGUGCUCACUGCCACAACGCCUACGAAGUCCACCGCAACCACGAGCGCCUCUGUGAUGUCGGCCACGGCCUGGCCCAGGAUGUCGCCCGCUACAUCUACCACAAGUCUGGAGCCACCUACUCCACCAUGGAGGAGAACAACAAGCUUGUCCGCGUCGAGAUCCCAGCCGGUUACGUUGAAGUCUGCAGCCUCCUCAAAGCCAUUGAGCGUAGCCUCCGCCACCGAUCACGCAGGCCCUUUGUCUCCAUGGACCGCAGCUACUACGUCGCUCCCCGCUCAUCACCACCACCCGCCUCUCCCCCACGACGAAGCAACACUGUCAAGGUCGAGCAAGAGCCCAAGAUCAAGUCCGCCCGACCACGAACCGACGACAUUGUUGACUGGCCUCAACACACCGUCACCACCACCACCAAGGCAAAGCGUCCACUUUCUGAGAUCAGCAACACCCCAAACUCCAAGCGCGGUUCCCUCUACGAGGAGGACCUGGCCAAGCAACGCCGCAACGCAAAGCACUACGCCGUUGAAGUCCGCGAGCCAACCAACCGGGACAUCCGCGAGCAGCGCUCGUCUGGCUACUACCGAUGA
Molecule: messenger RNA, 732 nt
Organism: Bipolaris victoriae FI3
Lineage: Eukaryota; Fungi; Ascomycota; Dothideomycetes; Pleosporales; Pleosporaceae
Exons: 1
Coding region: 1-732 (243 amino acids)
Source: RefSeq, a predicted model, not a curated record